GGAUCUUUGGGGGUUAACAGUCGAAGAGGAAGACGAGAGAGCCUAAAGAGGAGAACGUGACGCUUGGGCCAGCAGUUAGAGAAGGAGAACAUGUUUUUGGGGUUGCCCACAUCUUUGCAUCCUUCAAUGAUACCUUCAUUCAUGUUACUGAUUUAUCUGGGAGAGAAACUCUCGUUCGCAUCACUGGAGGCAUGAAGGUGAAAGCUGAUAGGGAUGAAUCAUCUCCUUACGCAGCCAUGCUUGCCGCACAAGAUGUUGCACAAAGAUGCAAGGAACUUGGGAUCACUGCUCUGCACAUUAAGCUUAGGGCUACUGGUGGAAAUAAGACGAAGACACCUGGUCCCGGUGCUCAAUCAGCCCUUAGAGCUCUUGCUCGCUCUGGAAUGAAAGUUGGCCGCAUUGAGGAUGUGACUCCCAUCCCAACGGAUAGUACCCGAAGAAAGGGUGGUAGAAGAGGGAGGCGGCUGUAAUUUCUUCUGUUGCCAAUCCUUUCCAGAAAGCGCAGCAAGGCUCAUGCCAUUUUUAUAGUUUCCAACAGAUUUUGCCCCAGUCGAUGUUUCGGGUUUAGUGACAUGACUUUGGCUCUGAAAAAUUGUGAGAAGUUGUUCAUCUGCAAUUGCCGUUUUGAGUUGGGCGUGUGAGCGGAUACCUAUUGGGAGUUUUUUUAUUUAUUGAAACAAAUGUUGUUUUUUGGAGUUUAUGUUAAGUGCCCUCGUGGUUUACUGGAUUUAAAAUCAAUAUUAUUAUCAGAUCUCUUGAUAUCUAAA
This is a messenger RNA of Asparagus officinalis (garden asparagus), 767 nucleotides long. RefSeq names its product 40S ribosomal protein S14. Gene Ontology annotation, molecular function: structural constituent of ribosome; small ribosomal subunit rRNA binding; mRNA 5'-UTR binding. Gene Ontology annotation, biological process: translation; ribosomal small subunit assembly; maturation of SSU-rRNA from tricistronic rRNA transcript (SSU-rRNA, 5.8S rRNA, LSU-rRNA). The coding region runs from base 192 to 470 and encodes 92 amino acids. The transcript is spliced from 5 exons. The record is from RefSeq and is a predicted model, not a curated record. NCBI's taxonomy places the organism in Eukaryota, Viridiplantae, Streptophyta, Magnoliopsida, Asparagales, Asparagaceae. Gene Ontology annotation, cellular component: ribosome; cytosolic small ribosomal subunit.